Molecule: messenger RNA, 1948 nt
Organism: Cryphonectria parasitica EP155
Lineage: Eukaryota; Fungi; Ascomycota; Sordariomycetes; Diaporthales; Cryphonectriaceae
Product: MFS general substrate transporter
Exons: 6
Coding region: 1-1563 (520 amino acids)
Biological process (GO): transmembrane transport
Molecular function (GO): transmembrane transporter activity
Source: RefSeq, a predicted model, not a curated record
AUGAACCUAACGAGGCAGAGAUCUAUCCGAAACCCGGACGACUUUCCCACGCUGCAGCUCUUCCUGCUUGCCAUCGUUCGCCUUGCAGAGCCUAUCGCCCUCACCUCCGUCUUUCCCUAUGCCUGGCAGCUCGUCAAGAGGUUCAAGGUUGGCAACGAGGAAGAUGCAUCCACCUACUCUGGCCUGCUCAUCUCGUCCUUCGCCCUCGCGGAGGCCGUGAUGGGCAUGUACUGGGGUGGUGUCUCUGACCGCAUCGGACGCAAACCGGUCCUCCUCUUCGGAUGUGUUGGCACCAUGAUCAGCAUGCUGGUUCUAGGUUUCGCCCCCAAUAUCUGGGUGGCUCUGUUGGGACGUAUAGUGGGCGGGGCUCUGAAUGGUAAUAUUGGUGUCAUCCAGACCAUGGUUGGCGAGCUCGUGAAGAAACCUGAACAUGAACCGUGUGCGUACUCCAUUAUGCCCUUUGUCUGGUCUGUGGGUACCAUCGUGGGCCCUUGCAUCGGAGGCACCUUCGCAGACCCUCAUGAGACCUGGCCGAGCGUCUUCCCACGGGAUUGUUUGUUUGACAGGUUUCCGUACCUCCUCCCAAACCUGAUUUGCGCUGCACUGCUCUUGGUCAGCAUCGUUGCCGGUUAUGUAUUGCUAGAAGAGACGCAUUCAGACAUCAACCCAUGUGUUGUCCUCGAGGUCGACGCGUUCACGUCUGAGGAGACGCCGCUGAGAGAGACCUCUGAUGCCAUCAAGCGUCCUGCCGUCGACAUCCGCGCUCCGGCUUACGGUACGUUCCGGAGCCAGAACACAGAGGCGGCAAACGUGUCUGAGGAACCGGAGAAACCCAUCACGUACAACAUUUUCUCCGACAAGCGGAUCAUGGCCCUUGUCAUCAGUCUGUCUAUUUAUGCUUACCACGCGAUGUGCUACGAUCAUCUCCUACCCAUUUUCCUGGAAGACGAGAGAGUGUCGCUGUCUGAGCUGGGCUCCCGCCUCGACUUUCUCUACUUUCCUGGCGGUCUGGGUCUUUCCAUGAAUGCCGUCGGGGUUAUUAUGGCCUUUAACGGUGUCAUUGCACUUUUCAUCCAGGCCAUCAUCUUCCCCAUCGCCGCCGAAAAGAUUGGAGUCUUCCGGCUGUUUGUCAUUGUUACCGUUCUCCAUCCCAUCGCCUGUCUCUUGAUGCCCUUCCUUAUCUGGGUGCCCGAGUCUCUCCUUUAUCCUACUCUCUAUGUCUUCUUGGCCGUUCGGGAUAUUUUCUCCAUCAUUGUCUACCCGCUCCUCCUCAUCCUCCUCAAGGAGGCGACGCCCAGCUCCGGCAUGCUGGGCAAGGUCAAUGGCUUCGCUGCCAGUGCUGGUGCGGCGUGCCGGAUGAUAGCCCCUCCUGUGGCAGGCUUCCUGUACACUGUCGGCAGCAGGGUGGACUGUACCGCGCUGGCGUGGUGGGGGAGCGCUCUUGUUGCAGUUGUUGGGUCUAUUCAAUGCUUUUCGGUCGAGCGUACCAAAGCCGGAAAGAUCCAGCAGCACACCGUAACUGUCACGGCUCUGGGUGUUGACGAAGAAGAGGAAGAAGACUAGGUACAUCCAGCUGCAGCUGAAGGUGGGGCAGUGAUGAGGACGGAUAGAGUGUCACGCUGUGGUCAAAAUGAGGUGGAAGUGCAGCUCAUGUGCUUGAUGACUUGACGAGACACGAGUAUCGGAAAGAGAUGGGAGAAGUCAAGUCAUAAAGAUGCACUAAAAAGGUAUUAUGAGGCGGUUCUUCCCUAUUACUUUUACUCUUUUUCUUCUUUUGGACGGGUUUUGGAGUUCGGUUGGUAGCGUCAAGCGUUCAGAUAGUCUCAUUAGCACUGGUGUUUUGGUUUGUUUUCGGAAAAGGGAAAGGAAAAAGAAAAAAAAAUUGAAUGAAAGGUAGUUCUUGUUAAAGUAAUUGAUGGGAUAUAAAAUCAUAGCACGCACUUCUUUC